Messenger RNA from Mycetomoellerius zeteki, 870 nucleotides. It is a transcript of the gene Dnali1, whose product is annotated as Putative inner dynein arm light chain, axonemal Dnali1. Bases 1 to 702 code for a protein of 233 amino acids. The record is from RefSeq and is a predicted model, not a curated record. Lineage: Eukaryota; Metazoa; Arthropoda; Insecta; Hymenoptera; Formicidae. Gene Ontology annotation, cellular component: ciliary base; axoneme. The transcript has 7 exons. Gene Ontology annotation, molecular function: dynein heavy chain binding.
AUGAGUGAUGUUUUGAUUACGACUCAUCCAGAGAAGAUACGUAAAGAACCAGCGAAAAUUGGUAUAGCUGCUUGCAAAAUUCAACCAAUCUCAGCUCAAGUUGAUGUACGACGAGAAACCAUCGAAAUUUUAAAUAGAAUUUUACCGCCGAAAGAAUGGGAGGAGGAUGGUCAGAUAUGGACUCAGCGUGUAUCGAGUACUCCUGCAACAAGAUUAGAUGUGAUAAAUUUACAAGAGCAACUCGAUAUGCGAUUGCAACAAAGGCAGGCCAGAGAAACUGGUAUUUGUCCUGUUCGUAGGCAACUCUAUUCACAAUGUUUCGAUGAAUUAAUACGACAAGUAACUGUAAACUGCGCCGAACGCGGAUUACUUUUAUUGCGAGUACGGGAUGAAAUCAAAAUGACAUUAGCUGCGUACCAGACAUUGUAUCAAAGUAGUAUCGCUUUCGGGAUGCGUAAAGCACUGCAAGCCGAACAAGGCAAAGAAAAUUUGAUUAAUACAGCCGAGGAAUUGAAACUACAAAAAAUUGAGUUGGAGAGAAUAGUUGCGGAAUUACGACUCAAGUAUGAUCAAUCUGAGAAAAGAUCGGCCGAAUUAAGGGAAGCGGAGGAAAAAAAACAUAUGGAAGAAGUGCAAUUCCUUAAAAAAACAAAUAUGCAAUUAAAGACUCAAUUGGAAGGUAUAAUAGCACCAAAAAAGUAACUGCAGAUAAAAUUUUCAUUUCAAAUAAUAUUUAUGAUGUUCACAAUAUAUAUUAUCUAGAGAAUUAUGUAUGUGUAGUUUUUCUGUGCAGUUGAUGAUAAUUAACAAACUUUAACGUAACAUAGUAUAACUAUUGAACAGGAAUAAAGAUAUACGAGAUCUCAAUAA